Molecule: messenger RNA, 1767 nt
Organism: Aspergillus glaucus CBS 516.65
Lineage: Eukaryota; Fungi; Ascomycota; Eurotiomycetes; Eurotiales; Aspergillaceae
Exons: 2
Coding region: 1-1767 (588 amino acids)
Source: RefSeq, a predicted model, not a curated record
AUGAUUCCUCAUCGGAGCACGGCGCUCAUUUCUAUUGUCGUCUUCGUUGCCCUUCUCUUGGUCAUCUUUUCCUCUUCGCCUAGUCCGACUACCGACCCUUUGACGGGCGAGGAAGAAGUGACCGGUCCUGCCAAAUAUGUCCCAAAACUGAGCAAUUUCCAUUUACCCAUGUUUAGGCCGGCUGCGCAUGAACCUCCGGAGCAAAAGAACAGCACGAGCGGCGAGUCGAAGUGGUACAGCCAUUGGGAAUGGAUCAACCCAUUCUCGUCCUCCAUCACCCUUGACGAGGGUCGUUCCGUCCUUCCUCCCCUAGCGGACCGGCCAUUCAUCUACACCUACUACGAUGCGAGCAGUGAAAAGAAUAAUAAAGAGGAGAAUGCGGACGGUCAGCUGCUGCUCGCAUGGCGCAGGGCUUGGUAUGCUCAAGGCUUCCGUCCCAUUAUCUUGGGCCACGGCGAGGCCAUGAACAACCCGAUGUACGAAGCCGUUCAGCGAAUGAAACUCAACCCGGACCUCGAAGCGGAUAUGUUUAGAUGGUUGGCGUGGGGUAACAUGGGCACCGGCUUGCUCGCGGAUGUUCACUGUUUCCCAAUGGCUCGGGUCGAUGACGCGUUGUUGUCUUAUCUGCGCCGGGGCGUUGAUCCUACUCAAAUAUCGCGCUUCGACCACAUCGGAAGUGCUCUGUUUGCAGGUGACAAGGUGCGCAUCAAUGAUGCCAUUCAGGAUGCGAUCCAGAAGGAAAAUACCCAAGCGAAGUCGAUGCUGGAAAUAAUUUCCCCGGAAUUGUUUAGGGUCGAACAACCGACUGCCUUGGCCUACUACAGCUCCACUUCGAUUACGAACCAUUACCCAGAAAUUGCAGAGAAAAUUGUCAGAUCUCCCACCGCUGGACGACUGGCGCUUGUCGAGCUGAUAAACUCCCACCUGCACAACACGUUCCAAAACACCUUCCCGGCAGGAAUCGCUGUUCUGAAGCCGUUCCCCAAAUAUACGACAGCCCUCGUUGAGCCCUCCUUGCGACUGGCGAAAGCCCUCGCCCAAUGUUCCACCUCUCCGAUGCCGUCUUCAUGUCCCCCAAGCAAUCAGAAGUGCCACCCGUGCAGUCCAGACAAGUCGCUGGUUAUUACCCAGCCUUCUAUGUACAAGAACACAUCCCAGCUAUUCACAAUCGGCACUCUUCCUCAUCCGUAUACCCUUGUCAGCCUACAGAACAACACCGAAGAGGUCACGAGCCGGUAUAUUCGCCGCGAGACCGAACGUGACGCGUGGCUGAAGGAAGUUACCAGUACCGUUGCGGACAGCGAGCUUGGAGGCUCUUCAAGGGCAGUGAUCUUGAAAGAAGCCGUCGCAGGUGAUUCCGCGAUCGGCUCCUCGCUCUGGAUGACGGUCGAAUCUCUGCCAGCGGAGGCUGGCCAGGCUCUUCCGUCCGCACUUUUGGAUGAAUUCGAAUGGCAACUCGGAUUCAAGAUUCCCCGCGAUGGGAAUGUCGAUCAGAAGAACGAAGGCAAAGCCAAGGAAUCCAUGCAGCACGCGAACCCGAGCGAACAGGGAAUCGAGCGUGAAUACGAUCUUCUCCAGAAGGCCCGUGAUGCUAUUAAGGACAAGAAGAACAACCGAGUGCAUAUCAAGGACAUGGCUGAAGCAUGGAACCUGGCGGACACCGAGGUGUGGCGGUUUGUGCGGGCAUACCGGGCCCGAAGCGUUGUUGAACGCAGGCGGUGGGAGGAUGAAGAAAAGGACUUUGUAGGAGCUAGGUUGAAAGAGUAG